AUGGAGGAGAGCAGCAUCGUGCACAAUGAAACCGUCAAAGUCAUUCUUGGUGCUCAUUCACGGAAUAAGACAGAGCGUUCGAAACAGACCAUUGCAGUUGCCAAACAGAUUCCUCACCCAGGCUUUGUUUUCAACACAUCGGAUAAUGAUCUAAUGCUGUUGAAGCUUAAGCGUUCAGCCAAGAUUAAUAGAUAUGUGUCCAUCAUCAAGCUCACUCAAACUUCUGCUGACAUAAAAGCAGGUACUCGGUGUCUUGUAGCUGGCUGGGGAAGAAUUCACAAGAUACUCCCGAUUCAUUCUGAUACACUGCAAGAAGUGAAUGUUACCGUCAUUGACAGAAGAAUCUGUAGUGAUCACAACCAUUAUGGUUCCUCCCGCCAUCUCAUAACAAAGAAUAUGGUGUGUGCUGGUGACAAAAAAGGCAGGAAAGAUUCAUGUUCGGGUGAUUCUGGUGGCCCUUUGAUAUGCAACGGGGAACAAAAAGGCGUGGUUUCUUUUGGAGAAGGAUGUGCAGACAGUCGCUACCCUGGUGUUUAUGCUCGUCUUGGAAAGAACCAGCUUGACUGGAUAAGGAAAAUCACAAGGGGUUACUUGUAGAUUGGUUUUUUGUGGGAGGGAAACUAUGCAUUUCUUUUAAAUUUCUUUGUUUCUUCUUCUUAUGUCUGUGUUGUUCAUCCUAGCAAUAUCCUAUGAGGUGCUUCAGCUGCUGCCUAUCAACCACUUAAUAGAAUCAUACUGUGUAAUGUGUUUUAAAGGAGAGGCCAUGAAAAGUGCAUAAUCUCAUAUGAGGUUUAGAUGCCUGGGUUCAUUUCAACUGCUGUAUUAUAGAGAAAAGGCAUCUUUGGCUUGAUGAGAAAGAAAUGUCAGCUGAGCCGGGAAAAGGGAAAACAACAAUGAGAUGACUUAAAGAACAAUGUGAAUGGUUACAGCCCCUUUCCCUUUCCAUGUUUUUAGGAUAGGGGAAGACCAACUUGCCAUUUGUUUGCUUCAUUAAAAGCCUUAAAGAUUUACAAGGCAAACUUCAGGGAGUUCUCCUUGGUCUAAAUCCGAAUGCUAAUCCCAAUUACAGUAACUUCUUUAUAUCAAUGAAGUUGAGAUUAAUGUUGGCUUAUCAUUCAACAGUUAAUUCAAUUAGUUAA
This is a messenger RNA of Anolis sagrei ordinatus, 1139 nucleotides long. Lineage: Eukaryota; Metazoa; Chordata; Lepidosauria; Squamata; Anolidae. The record is from RefSeq and is a predicted model, not a curated record.